UCCACGUCAGAGGUCUGAAGUUGAGAGAGCGCGUGCUCCAACACAACCAAAACAAUGAAAGCUAUCGUACAGAGGGUCACCAAGGCGACCGUGACAGUGGGAGAGGAGCAGAUCAGUUCAAUAGGACGAGGACUGUGUGUACUGCUGGGUAUAUCUGUGGAGGACACCCAGAAGGAUGCUGAGUACAUAGUGCGAAAGAUCCUGAACCUGCGGCUGUUUGAAGACGAGAAUGGGCGAGCGUGGAGUAAAAGUGUCAUGGAGAGGGACUUUGAGGUGCUGUGUGUGAGCCAGUUCACACUGCAGUGUAUACUGAAAGGCAACAAGCCAGACUUCCACUCAGCCAUGCCUGCAGAGUUGGCCCAGCCCUUCUACAACAGCAUCCUGGAGAACAUGAGGAGUACCUACAAGCCAGAGCUCAUUAAGGACGGGAAGUUUGGGGCCUACAUGCAGGUCCACAUUCAAAACGACGGACCUGUCACCAUUGAACUGGUGUCACCUACGGGCCCCACAGACCCCAGACAGCUGUCGAAGCAGGAGAAGCAGCAGCAGAGGAAAGAGAAGACGCGCUCCAAGGGCCCUUCAGAGUCGAGCAGGGAAAAAGGCGCUCUGCGUUCCCGACCGGACCCCAACGCCAGUAGUGGAGCCGACGGGGAUGUGUCAUCAGAGAGAGAGCCCUAGGUCAUCAAGAUGUCAAACUGGGGACAGAACAGUGAGCCCAGUUUCCUCAGGAAGACCUUAAUCCUCAGUGACUGCUACACCUGAACGUGGACUGUCCUCCUUCCUUUGGAAAUCAACAGGAUUCUUUUGGCCUGUCGCAGAGCAUCAUCCCCUAGCUGGUGUCCUUGGCUUCUCUCCUCCAGAAUCAGACAGGACUGGCAAGGUGUAAAGUCUAGCAAAGUAAAGUAAAGAAGCAAAGUCUAACCACAAGACGGUGCCCAGUUUUCUUAGAUUGAUGAGGGGAGAUUGAACAAGGGUGCAUAGUAAGGAAACACACAUCAGCAGCUCUGUAUUGUGUGGCGGAGCAGCUUUCUGUGCUCUCGUCUUUUUCCUACUGCCUUUCAGUGUUUCUACCUCCAUCUAGCUCUGUCUGUGUCUCUGUCGGUCUUUCUCUUUCAAAUUCUCCCUGCCCGUCUUACUCUCGGCCCACAGUUCCCACUUAAUCUCUGCUUAGAGACAUGGCACUGACCCUGGAGCAUAGCUCAAAGUCAUUGGCUUAUAGUGCAGACACAAGAACAUCAGGACAGCGAUAUCGGUGACAUCAGAACAUCGGUAACAGCCAUGAGACUGCCAUAUUGAUUGCACC
Messenger RNA from Plectropomus leopardus (leopard coralgrouper), 1303 nucleotides. It is a transcript of the gene dtd1, whose product is annotated as D-aminoacyl-tRNA deacylase 1. The record is from RefSeq and is a predicted model, not a curated record. Gene Ontology annotation, cellular component: cytoplasm. NCBI's taxonomy places the organism in Eukaryota, Metazoa, Chordata, Actinopteri, Perciformes, Serranidae. Gene Ontology annotation, molecular function: D-tyrosyl-tRNA(Tyr) deacylase activity. Gene Ontology annotation, biological process: tRNA metabolic process.